Messenger RNA from Melanotaenia boesemani (Boeseman's rainbowfish), 1635 nucleotides. It is a transcript of the gene nkap, whose product is annotated as NFKB activating protein. The record is from RefSeq and is a predicted model, not a curated record. Lineage: Eukaryota; Metazoa; Chordata; Actinopteri; Atheriniformes; Melanotaeniidae. Gene Ontology annotation, biological process: regulation of gene expression. Gene Ontology annotation, cellular component: nucleus. Gene Ontology annotation, molecular function: chromatin binding. The transcript is spliced from 8 exons. Bases 155 to 1378 code for a protein of 407 amino acids.
AGGGAUAUUUGACGAAGACGGACACGUUGGGACUUCCUGUUAUUGCUUGCGUACUUAAAAAAAGGAGCGUUAUCUUGAGUGCAAUUUUUCUUUCAGUCUAAUUGAAGUUUGAGUUUACUUCCGCUCAGCAUUAAGUCUACAUCAUCCAGAGAUUAUGCCUCUGUCGGAUCGGUCAAGUUCUGACGGCGGGGAAUCUCGGAGUCCUCGGGGCCGGAGACCACGUACUCGCUCCCGCAGCCGAAACCGCAGCGACAGCCGUGAACGAAGCCUUUCUCCGGAUAGCUUCGGGCCUAAACUCCCCAAACUUAGAAACCGAGAGAAGGAACACGAGGAACGGGAACGUCGUUUCAAAGAGGCGAGAAACAUCAGACGGAUACGCAUUGGAAGCCCAGGUCGUAGCCGCUCCAGGUCACGAUCUCGGUCCAGAGAACGUCACAACAACGCCAGUAACAACCACCACCACUGGCACGAGCAGAGGGAUACCCCUGGAAAACACGGCACAUUCAAAGAUGACUAUUAUUACGAGCAGCAGAGGGACGAUGUCCAGCGGCAGAGGCAAGAGGCUUUUAUUGCCAGGCGCCUGCAGGAGAGGGAAAGGAUUGGCGAGCUUGGUUGUCCUGAAGUUUGGGGAUAUUCGCCAAGAGUGAAAGAACCAGACUCUGACGAAUUCACACCUGUAGAAGCAGAUGAGAAAAACAGCAGUUCAGAAUCAAGCUCAGAAGAGGAAAAGAAGAAGAAAAAGAAGAAGAAAAAGAAGUCCAAAAAAAGAAAGAACAAGAAACAUUCGGAGGACAGUGAACUGGAAUCAGAUUCUGAUGAAGAAGAUAUAAAGAAGAAAAAAAAGAAGAAGAAAAGCAAAAAGUCAAAGAAGUCCAAAAAGAAGAAGGCGAAGAAGAGUCGGAAAGAGUCCAGCGAUUCCAGCAGUGAAGAAUCAGAGGAGGAGGAGGAAGAUCCCAAUGGAUUGAUGUGGGUGGAGAAAACAAACGUGGACGAACACAUAGUUGGCCCCGAAGCUCCGCUCACCCAUCUGUCCCAGGACGACAAACCCCUCGAUUUUGGUCAUGCACUGUUGCCAGGUGAAGGUGCUGCAAUGGCAGAGUAUGUAAAAGCUGGCAAACGUAUCCCUAGAAGAGGAGAAAUCGGCCUCACCAGUGACGAGAUUGCAAACUUUGAGAAGUCUGGCUACGUUAUGAGCGGUAGCAGACAUCGUCGUAUGGAGGCUGUGCGUCUGAGAAAGGAAAACCAGAUCUACAGUGCGGAUGAAAAGAGAGCUCUGGCAUCCUUCAACCAGGAAGAGAGGAGGAAGAGGGAAAGCAAGAUCCUGUCAAGCUUCAGGGAAAUGGUUUACAGAAAAACCAAAGGCAAGGAUGAGAAGUGAAUGUUCCAGUUUCUUCUUUGAUUUCUGUAACUAUACACCUUUACUGUUUGAGUUCGGUUUUCUUUCACUCAUCUUAAGUUUCAGUUGAAUGUACAGUGAGAGGCUUUUUAACUGUAAAGUAACAUAUUAGAAGUAUGGAGUUGCUUUGUGUUUUUCAGGAUGUUUAUGCACUCUGAUUGUUCUUUAUUUCCUAUGGUAAAUUUGUUUUAAUUCACCUGAGCAGAAAAGUCAAUAAACUGUCAAUAUUAGUAUCAAUA